This is a messenger RNA of Penicillium mononematosum, 636 nucleotides long. RefSeq lists its product as uncharacterized. The record is from RefSeq and is a predicted model, not a curated record. The transcript has a single exon. The coding region runs from base 1 to 636 and encodes 211 amino acids. NCBI's taxonomy places the organism in Eukaryota, Fungi, Ascomycota, Eurotiomycetes, Eurotiales, Aspergillaceae.
AUGUCCACAUACCAGAGAAACCGGGAUACUUUCGCAAGCAACGUCUGUACCACCGAGAAAAAAAUAAGCAUUGAGCAGUGGAUCGAAGAUACUACAAAAAGGAUUGAGGGGCCCACGAUUGCUCUAGGGUUGGCCAUGCCCGAGAAACACCUAGGCAGCUUGGAACAGCAGCCUGGUACGGAGGGGCUAUCGGAGAGAGUGGAUAUGCUCGUGAAAAGGAUCACAAAUUUGAAAGAGGUAGUCCACAGGCAGGAGGAAAAGCUCAAGAAAUCUGAAGUACAGGAGAAAAUACUUGAAGAAAAGAUUGCUAGCUUGCAAGAGCAGCUCAGCAUGCAGGACUCCUGUCAAUACAACAGCUUUAAAGACAGGCUCGCUAUGCACGAAAGACUACUCAAGGUUGCCGACCAACAAAUAAGCACACAGCAAGAGCUCAUAAAACAUUUGCUUGAAGCACAAGUCUCAACUUCACAACAACUUGCCCUUGUUACACGAAAGCUUUCGCAACAAGCUGAACGAGGUGCCCAGCAGCCACAAGUGAGAGAACCCAAGGGACAGCACUCUAAUACGGAUGGAGUCAACAAAAGUACAGAUGCUUCUGAUUAUGUCCUUGUCUCAGAAGGUGAAACAAUUAGCUGA